Messenger RNA from Adineta ricciae, 2217 nucleotides. NCBI's taxonomy places the organism in Eukaryota, Metazoa, Rotifera, Eurotatoria, Adinetida, Adinetidae. The record is from the annotation of a GenBank genome assembly.
AUGAGCGGUGUUCAAUUGAAACGAUUACUUGUUGCCUUGAACCGAGUUAAACAACAUGGAUAUAUCCCAGUGUGUAAACAAUCAACAGCUGUUCAACCGAAAAAAGAACCUGAAAAAGUAGAAGUUUUCGUCGAUGGUAAACCUGUGCAAGUGGAACCAAAUUCAACUGUCCUUCAGGCAUGUGCUGUUGCUGGUGUCGAGAUUCCACGUUAUUGUUAUCAUGAACGUCUAUCGAUUGCUGGUAAUUGCCGAAUGUGUCUUGUGGAAAUUGAAAAGACACCUAAACCGGUUGCCAGUUGUGCCAUGCCUGUCAUGAAAGGCAUGCGAAUUCUCACUGAUUCGCCAUUGACAAAACGAGCACGCGAAGGUGUCAUGGAAUUUCUACUUGUCAAUCAUCCAUUGGACUGUCCAAUUUGCGAUCAAGGUGGUGAAUGUGAUUUACAAGAUCAAUCAAUGGCAUUCGGUAGCGAUCGAAGUCGUUUUACCGAUAAUGAAUUUUCUGGCAAACGAUCAGUAGAAGAUAAAAACAUCGGUCCACUUGUAAAAACUAGCAUGAACCGUUGUAUUCAUUGUACACGUUGUGUUCGUUUUGGAAAUGAAGUCGCUGGAGUUAGUGAUCUUGGCACAACUGGACGUGGUGGAGAUAUGAUUAUUGGCACAUAUGUCGAACGACUUUUCAUGUCGGAACUUUCGGGUAAUGUUGUCGAUUUAUGUCCAGUUGGUGCAUUACUAUCGAAACCUUAUGCAUUCACUGCACGACCAUGGGAAACAAGAAAAACGGAAUCGAUCGAUGUUAUGGACGCAUUGGGUAGUAAUAUUGUUGUCAGCACACGUAGUGGUGAUGUUCUUCGUGUAAUUCCACGAUUAAAUGAAGAAGUAAAUGAAGAAUGGAUUUCGGAUAAAACACGUUUCUCCUACGACGGUUUGAAAGUACAACGUUUAACAGCUCCAAUGUUAAAAAGCCGUGAAGGUCAUCUUGUUCCAUGCGAUUGGGAAGAUGCAUUAAGUGUUGUUGCUGAACGCAUUGGUCGAUUAGGAAAUGGCUCGAAGGUGGCUGCACUUGCUGGUCGUUUUUGCGAUGCCGAAGGACUUAUUGCUUUGAAGGAUUUCAUGAAUCAACUUGGUUGCGAAACUGUUUGUGUUGAGGAACGUUUUCCCAAUGUUGGCGCUUCAACUGAUCUCCGCAGUAAUUAUCUAUUCAAUGGAACCAUUGCUGGCAUCGAACAAGCCGAUUUAGUCAUUCUGAUUGGCACAAAUCCACGCUAUGAAGCACCAGUUUUGAAUGCACGAAUACGUAAAUCAUAUCUCCAUAAUGAUUUGAGAGUAGCUGUCAUUGGACCAAAGAUUGAUUUAACUUAUUCAUACGAUCAUUUGGGAGAUAGUACGAACAUUCUCAGUGAAUUAGCAUCUGGCAAACACGCAUUUUCCAAGGCUUUAAAUGAAGCCAAACGUCCGUUGGUUAUUUUAGGAAGUGCAAUGUUUGAACGUUCUGAUGCAGCGUCAGUCUAUGCUAGUGCGGCGCAAUUAGCCGAAAAAUUACGUAAUACCGCUUCAAAAGAAGACAGCGAAUGGCGUGUAUUCAAUGUUCUUCAUCGAUUUGCUUCGCAAGUAGCAGCCCUCGAUCUUGGAUACAAACCGGAUGUUAAAAGCAUCAUUGAUUCAAAACCAAGUCUGUUGUAUUUAUUCGGUGCUGACGAAGGUUUAAUCAAACGAGAAGAUUUACCAAAAGAUUGCUACAUUGUCUAUCAAGGUCAUCAUGGUGAUCGCGGUGCCCAGAUCGCUGAUGCUAUCCUCCCCGGAGCUGCAUACACAGAAAAGCAUGGUAUCUAUGCCAACACGGAAGGUCGUGCUCAACAAACCCGUCUAGCAACAACACCACCAGGCAAAGCACGCGAAGAUUGGAAGAUCAUUCGUGCAUUGGCGGAAAUAUGCGGUGUCGGCUUACGUUACAGUGAUCUCGAUGGUAUUCGCGAGCGUAUUGAAGAAGUUGCACCCAAUCUGACUCGUUUGAAUUGUAUUGAAGAAGCAAAUUAUUUCAAACAAAACACAGAAUUAUUGAAACAACAUCAAGCCUCGUUUCAAAAUCAGCCAUUAACACCACCCAUCAAUAGUCUUAAAGAUUUUUAUAUGACCGAUUCAAUCAGCCGUGCAUCAUCGACAAUGGCAAAAUGUGUCAAAGCUGUUGAGCAACAAUUAAAAUCACCGCAUAAAAAUUAG